Scylla paramamosain (green mud crab) is the source of this 3513-nucleotide messenger RNA. RefSeq lists its product as uncharacterized. Bases 459 to 2771 code for a protein of 770 amino acids. The transcript is spliced from 6 exons. The record is from RefSeq and is a predicted model, not a curated record. Lineage: Eukaryota; Metazoa; Arthropoda; Malacostraca; Decapoda; Portunidae.
ACUCACACACGAAGCACACAAACACUUCAGCACAAGACCAGAAAACAAGGAAGAGGAGGACCACAACCACCUCCUCCACUAGCAGGAAAGGAAGGAGUUAUGAAAGGAUGUGGAGUCCCUGGAAGGUGUGGUCACUACCUAACAUGUUAUCCCUCCUCCUCACACUCCUCUACCUAGGUGUUCUCAUCACCAGGCAAGACACACUGCUCAUGGACAUUCUGAGAUGGUGUCGAAGUGGCCACAUCCCCUUCCUGUCAGCACACCUCGCAGUGAACCAUGUGCUUAGGAGCUAUGUCCCUUGCUGCCCCCAUUUUCUUCAAGGUGCCUAGAGUACCCUCCUCCACCACCAUCAGGAAAGCCACCUACCAGAUGGCUCUCCUCCUCUCCCUGCAGGCUGUUCCUUUCCCCCCAGCUGGCUCCAUCAUCAGGGCGGCUGGUGGCUGUGCUCAGACUUCCCGAUGAGACUUCCACCAUGGCUGAAGAGGUUUAUUGCCCUGAGGAGGCUCCCCCAGCACAAGCAGGAGACAAAAUGGGAGAGCCUAGCCAAGAAGGAGGUGCCUGCUGUUGAAUGCCAGGCUGCUGCAGCACUCCUAGUUGUCCUCAAGAUGUGUUGUGGCCUCAAUGACUCCUCAGAACACCAUCUCUCAUUUGUGGCUGAACGAGUUAAUGGGGUCAUGAUGGGUGAUGCCUUGCAACAUCCUUCUGUUUGUCCUCUCUUCUCAUUUGAUGAAUGGAUGAGGUACAUAAUGGAGGUGGCAUGGCUCAGCAAGCAGGUGAAUCCUCUGUGUGAGGCCAUUGCUCCUCCACCAGUGCUAGCCAGGCCCUUGGAGACCAAACUGAUGGCUGAACUUGCACGUUUACUGACCUUCUGCAAUACUGAUCCUGCUGUCUCUAUCCCUGACCUUGAAAGCUAUCCAAACAUGAGGAGGCAGCUGGAGGCCCUGGGUCUGCCUCUGGAGAAACUGUGGCAGGCUCAUUUCACAGAAAUGAAUGCCGCACAUGAUCCUUUACUCGGCACCCUGGAGAAAUACGUAGAGAGGUACUCCUCUUCCUCCACAAGACACAGGCAUCAACAAGAGCCCUCCACAAGGCUUCUGAAGAGGGCACAGGAGCUGCUACAGACAACCUUCUCCUCGACACAGCUGUUUUGGACACAACAUCUCCACUACAUACAGCACCAGCUUAAGGAACAUGGCUCCAGCUUAUGCCUCAAGCCAAUCAAAUACCCACACUCCCUCUGUCCACUCCCUUUGAAGCCAGAUGAGAGGAGGAGGCAUUAUAGAGAGGCCAAGGUGAAUACACACUAUAGGGAAAGGAAGCACACUCAUUCUGUAGCAGCAGGAAGUACUCAGGGGAGGAAGGGUGUGUUGGAUGAGAGGCAUACAAUGAACACAACAGCUCCUGUAAACAGUAGCUCUUCAUGUGUGGGUGCUCAGGUUAAGUUCUCUCCUGCAGCUGGUGUAUGCAGGGACCUACAACAUAGACAAGGCUCCUUGGCCACAUCAGAGAGAGAGAGCUGCCACCCCAGUAGUCAGAAAUCUUGCAUAAGGAAUGGAAAAGUAUGUCACUGCAUGAAUAUGAAAAGAUCAGACAGCAAAGACCAGUAUAGAAGAGACUGGAAUUGCUUGCACACUCAGAGUAUGCACUCAUGGGAUGAACAAAGACACAACUUAAAGGAUACAAAAGACUCAUGUAUGGAAGAACAAUGUAGAAAGUGUCACAUUCCAAAUCUGCCCACAAAGUAUGGAAAGAAGAACAACUUGAUUGAAAGAAAAAAAUCAAGCCAGGGAAAGCAACACAGUGAGGGGUGCUGUCACAAGAACACUGAAAACUUCCCUCCACAGAACAGAAACAUUAAGAAAUCUGAGAGUACUCAUGAAAGGCGUUGCACACUCAUACCAUCUGAAAUCUGUAGCCAUAAGGAGGAAGAAAGGGUCAGCUAUGAUAACACAAGAGCCUUCAUUAUUAAAAGAAAAAUAGGGACCUUCAAAGGAGGUUGUUUUCUCUCAGAUAGUACUUUAGGCUAUGUUCCUGAUGCUGUGUACAAGAACCAGGCAAAGGAAGAAUGUGCAGGCUUUAGUUUACUUGCAGGAGAAAAGGAGAACAGGACUCCAGCAAGGGAUGGGGAUAAAGGCUAUGGUUUCUUGUGUGCUUCAGAGGAUAACAGGGGUCAAAGAUCUCAUGUUACAAAGCACAAAAGAAGGGGCAUGAACAGAAGUACAAAUAAAAGUACCAAUUUCCUAUAUACGCCAGUGGAAAAAGAUGCCUUAUCCGAGACUAAAUAUCCUCCUGGAGAAGAGGGUGGGAGCCAGAGGAGGAACACAGGCACACCUUGCACAAUUUCACAUUCUCCUGAGGACAAGACUGGAUAUCCAUGGAAGAAAAAAGAAGCACAUCCCAGCACACCGCUCUCACCUGAGGACAAGGAUGACAGUACAAGCUCCACCUCCUCCUACGCCUCCAGCACCUCAUCUGUCCUGGCACACGAGUCUCUGGACCAACUUCUGAGGGACGGCACCUCAGCCACAGCACUGAGCCACACCCUGUUCGUCCCAGUGCCAGCCUACAGGAUGUGGCAGGGGCCUGACAUCACUAAGGACAGGUGGAAGCAGGUGUGGAGUGGCCUGCCCAGGAGUUACAGGCAUGUAGUGGAAGUGCUUGUGGCCCUGUGUGGAGUGACAUGUCGGGAGCUGCUGGAGGAGGUGCAGGCCAUGGAGAAGAUGGUGGAGAUAUAUUCCUCCCUCCUCUUUCUCUUCCCCAACACUCUGUAGGCAAGAAAGGGGUGGCAAAUUUUCCUCCUCAACUUUGACCCUUCUUACACAGGCAACCAGGGAGGAGGAUGCUAAAUUUCUUCUCCUUUUCUACCUUGAUCCUUCUUGAACAGGUAGGCAGUGGAGAUAUAUAUUCCUCCCUCCUCUUCCUCUUCCCCAACACUCUGUAACCAGGAAGGGGAUGGUAAAGAUAUAUAUUUCUCCUUCCUCCUCCUCUGCCUCAGCCCUUCUUAAACAGGAAGAUGGAGAUAUAUUCUUCUCUCCUUCUGUCUGUGGAUACUUUAUUAAUUGUUAUUCAUAGAUGUAUGGUAGUCAUAUUAUUUCAGCAGUGUUAUUUUUGGUAUUUUAUCCCUGUUUCUUCUCUGUUCUUUAUUUGGUAACAAGGAAAGAAUGAAUGUGUGGUUAUUCUGAUAACAUGAACGUGGUAUUUAUUGUUACCAUGUCAUGAUGUUGGCAUUUAUAGCUUUCAGUUAUUUUGUACCUUGUUUUUAAUUUAUCGAUGUUUUUGUGUACUGGUGCUAGAAGUAAGGGUAAACUUUUCAUUAUUCUGGCAUUACAGGAUUUAUUUUUAUGGAGUCUUGUUAGCAUGGUUCAACAUGACUUUUUUUUUUUCAUAUUUUGUUUAAUAGUUUUAAAAGGCAGGAAACUGAAUUUGCAAAAAAGAAGAAAAAAAAUAGAAAUAAAAAUAAAUAAAUAAAUGAAUAAAUAAAAACAAAUAAAUAAAUAAAUAAAUAAAAAAGCA